AUGGCUUUUCCCAACCGCCUCUUCGCCCGUUCAACAUGGCGCCUGAUCGGCCUCGGGCUGACAACGACCGUCUUCUCCCUGGGAGCACUGUGCUUCGUCAAACCAUCCACCGCUGCCGAGGCUCUCGGGGUCAUACCAACCACCCCCGAAGGUCGCGAGAUCGCCAACAAAGCAAUGAUAUUCCUCGGUAUACGUGACUUGGCUGUGGCUGCGGCCAUGUUUUGGUUUUCUCAUCAAGGAAAGGACAAGGAGUUGGGCGGUCUGCUGACGGCAUGGACUGCUGUUUGUGUGGUUGAUACUUUGGUUACGAUUCAGGGGCCAAAGGGAUGGGAUAAUGGGGUUUGGGGAUUGUGGGGAGGGGCGGCGGUGGUGAUGUUUGGCGGGCUGGGGCUACUGCAGGACUCAACAACGUCGCCGCCAUCAACGUUGUCUGGGGGAACGGAUCCCGUCGGCGGCGAGGUCUGCGAUAACUCCCAUGCGCUGGGCCCCGGGGGCGGGAGCGCGCAUGCGACUGCAAUUGAUGAGGCCAAGGAGAUGCGGAUUGGCGAGUCGGGGUGUGAGUGGGUUGAGGAUUGA
Aspergillus calidoustus is the source of this 576-nucleotide messenger RNA. The record is from the annotation of a GenBank genome assembly. NCBI's taxonomy places the organism in Eukaryota, Fungi, Ascomycota, Eurotiomycetes, Eurotiales, Aspergillaceae.